UUCACAUUGUCAAGCAAAAACUGUAGCAAAAUUAUCAUUUAAAUGUAAAUUUCCCUAAAUGCAUUUACAUUUACGGGUGGGAAACUUGGGAUUGCAUUUUCAUUGUCAAAAAGCGCGAUGGAUGUAGCAAAAUUCUACACGGAUUUAAAAAUGCAUUCCGAGCCAAAAGCAUUGACAUUCCAAUAUACUUUUUCGACACCAUCAAAAUGCAUUAUCAGAAAUGGACUGGCAUUUGAAUAAUUGCUCAUUCAAACUGGGUAGCAAAAUGGUGAUUUAAAUGUAUUUAGUUUGAAAUGCAUUGACACUCACAGUCAAGACGUCGAAACAUUACAUUUCCAUGAAACCCCCGCGAUGGCUGCAGCAAAAUUCAAUGUGGAUUUGAAAAUGCAUUUCGGCCGACCACGCCCCCGCCGGUCAAUCGUCGCGUAGGGGAGGGGCUUGCGUUGCCUUUCUCAAUGUAUUUCAAUAUUAGGCGCCAAACAUAGAAAGAAGCAUGGAGAAGUCUGUGCCACAGCUGCUCCGAGAAGCUGCCCAAGCGUUAGAGAGGCAAAGUGGGAAUUCAGAAAAGCCGUCAUCAAGCCAGAACACGACUCCUCCAGAUCGAAGUGGUGGGCCACGAGCUGAAGUGUUAAGAUUAUUUGCACCAUAUUCUUCACGGAGCCGAGUGGCAAGACGUCCUAGUAUUGCCGGACCAUCAGCGAAGAAACCAAAAAGUGUUUCCUACACCCAUCGUUUUUUUUGCUUAUCCAAAAGAAAGGAGUUUGAGGUGCCAACUCCCUCAGUGAAAAACAAAUUGGAGAAGGCAGGUCUGGGAGAAAGGCGGAUAACAUUUCCAGACAAAUACUGCACUCCACAGGAAUUUUCAGAGCAUCUUAUACAACAUUUUCAUUGCUUGAAAGAGUGUGGCGGUUUUCAGCUGUUACGAUCCAAAGGGACAACGCGUUCGAAAACGUUAGAAACCAUUCCUUGUCCAGAUGGUGGUUAUUCCCCCGAAUACCUUCUCAGUGAGUCUGUAAUGAUUGGACAGGCUCUUAUCUACAUCAGGCCUCUCCAGAAAGAUAUAGAUCUGCAGGUUCUUGAGGAUGAACAGCCAACAUGUUCUGGACCACUGACAGAAUGCUUGUACUGCUCUGAGAUGUAUAGCCUGUCAGAAAUUCAAGAUCAUAUUGAUGUUUGUGAGAAGCUGUGUGAGUCAGCCAAAGUGAGAACUGAUGAAACAGGCAGUACAAGACAACAAGAAAAGGCAGCAACCCUGUCAGAAGACAAUGUUGAAAGGGAGGAAAGUGCCUCAACAUCUAUUGUCUCAGCCAGUACCAGCCCAUCAGCAAAGCCUGCCACUGAAGAAUGGAAGACAGAGCCUGACCUGGAAACAGCUGCCCAGAUGUUUCGAAGACAGAUCCUAAAAAAUGCAGAGUACAAACCAGACCUAGUUGUUACACUAGAUCUGCACUCCUGUGAAGAGGAUCGUGAGCGAGAUAUGUUAGCUUUCUAUAAACGUCCAAAUGUUGAUUGGUCUAGUCCAUUUACUGUAAAACUUAAAGGAGAUGCAGCAUUAGGGGAUGGAGUAACACGGCACUUUUUCACAUUGGUAAUGGAGAAACUCCACAAUGGAUUUGAGCUUAACAUUGAUAGUUGUGGUAAAACACUGUUCUUCAAUGGAGUUGAUGAUCACAAGGUUCCUUCUACAUCUAGAGCACUUUUGGAUGGUGACCUAUUCAGAGUCGUGGGAAGAAUGAUUGGACAUUCAUUUAUUAAUGGAGGUCCACUGUAUUCUGGAAUUAGUCCCGUCUUUUUCCCCCUUUUAAGUAACAAGAAGGAUGAAACUCCAAUUCUGGAGUUGAAGGACUGUCCUGAUACAGAUGUGAUGGAAGUUGUAUCUCUUCUGGAAAGUCAGAAUCAAUUAAAUCAAAAUGAAAUGGACAGCAUCAACAACUUGGCCAUCGGCUGGGAUCUGCCAACAGUCAGAAAAACCAACAAAAGGUGGUUGGCAGAAACCAUUCUACACCAUGGGGUUGUUGGUCGGCGUGAAAAACAGAUUUCACAGAUGCGGAGAGGACUCAAAGAGACUGGUGUAUUGAGAAUGAUUAAAGAACGACCCGAUUUAAUUGGAGUACUGUUUCCUCGAUCUUCUGCGCUAGUGCUGGAACCAGAGAUGAUACUUAGGAGAAUUAUCUGGCCAGAACCUGACAGUGACCAAGAUGAAGCCCAUUUCAACUUGGAACAAUCCUGUGAUGUUACAGCCUUCUUACGUGAAUAUAUUCAAACAGGAUCACCUGCAGAACUUUGUGAGCUGGUUAAGUUCUGGACAGGCUGGGCUGUUCUCCCUCAACACCUGUACGUUGAAGUAUCGCCUGACCUCUCAUUUCCAGUCGCUUCAACCUGCCUCACAACAUUAAAACUUCCUUUAAAAUGCAAAACCUUCCUUGGAUUUACCCAAGCUAUGAGAGCAGCCGUUUCAUCCACAAAGUUUGGCUUUGGACUGGUCUGAGUUGUUAUAUUUAACG
This is a messenger RNA of Paramisgurnus dabryanus, 2504 nucleotides long. RefSeq lists its product as uncharacterized. NCBI's taxonomy places the organism in Eukaryota, Metazoa, Chordata, Actinopteri, Cypriniformes, Cobitidae. Gene Ontology annotation, molecular function: ubiquitin-protein transferase activity. The record is from RefSeq and is a predicted model, not a curated record.